Messenger RNA from Salmo salar (Atlantic salmon), 6688 nucleotides. RefSeq lists its product as uncharacterized. The record is from RefSeq and is a predicted model, not a curated record. Lineage: Eukaryota; Metazoa; Chordata; Actinopteri; Salmoniformes; Salmonidae.
GCGAUGCGGUACAGAGCUUAAUUUAGCCUCCGCCCCGCUAUUGCGUCUCAGACCACAUUUUCGGAUCAAGCAUAAAUUGGCUCUUAGCCACGGCCUCGCGAGCAUUACAGGUGCGCGCCAACAGGUGAUUUUGAUUCGAUUGUCACAUAAUUCCUCUUCUCUUUUUCUGAAUGGUUUAGUCAACAUAUGUUGCAAUUUGGCUACUUUAGGUUUCAACACAACAAGAAAAAUGGAUCGCUCAAAGAAUUCCGUUGCAAAGAGGAGAAACAGAAAUGCAACCAAAGGGAAAAAAGUUACUCACAAGUCAAAUGUUUCACCGGCGAUCAGUAGACUCAUUCAAGACACUUCAAAUCAUAUUCCAUUGGGACGACAACUUCAGAGGACGCCGCCAACGUCAGAGUUGAAAAUAACUUGGCCUUUGAGCUUUGAAACACAAACGAUUGAAACCACCCCUGGGCAAGAACCCUUGUCUCCUGCGCUAAAUAUGACCAUGGACCUUAACACAAUUGAGCCUGCAGAAACGGAAACGUGCCGACGGUCUCGCAUCACUUCAAGCACACUCUGUUCAGGCAGUGUGCUGGAAGAGGACCCCUACUCAUUGAUAAGAGACAUGCAGGGCUAUGAGGUUACCCCGGCAGACCUUGUAUUCCUGAAGAGAGCCAGGCAGGAGAGGCAGAUCAACGCCUUACAGAGAGAGCUGGAUGAGUUACUGAGGCAGCAGAGGAACCAGAUGCUGGCCAGGAAUCUGUCCUUGGCCUCCAGAGAGAAGAUCCAAACUGACCUUGACGAGGUCCUGUCCUGUGAGCAGACUGUUCAAAUGGGGCAAGUGUUCCUCUCGAGGAAGCUGAGCUCAACGGAGGUAGAGGCCCUGGACUCCAAGUCCCUCCUGGCCCAGAUAAAGACUGCUGAUGUCCAGCAAGCUGUAGAGGAGGAACAAGCUGAGAUCACUGAGCUAGAGGACAGAGUGGCCAGAGCCCUGGAGCUCAGAGAGAGAGGGGAGCAAAGACAACAGGAGAUUGAGAAUCGAAACAGAGCCAUCCUCACGAAAAAGGCAAAAAUCAAACAUCUGAUGAAGGAACUAUCAGAGCUCAAAUCCCAACUGGCUGGGGCAGAGGAGUCUUUGCUAACCAUUCAAGGCAAGAUGGACACUUUGAAAGACACAGAAAAAGAGGAAGACACGGGUCCCCAGGAGGCAUUGCAAGUCGCCCCAAGCCAAGCAAAAGCUCCCAAGGCACCCAGGACAAAAAGGAAUGGUGGAGAAACAAUUACCCAACAGGUUUCUCAUGUCCGAAUUAAAGCUGAAAAUACACCUACCAUAGUUGGAGAGUCCCAUAUGGCCAGUAUUCUCAGACGAUCUACGAGAAUAGCUACCAAGAAGAGCUGCGUUGAGAAUAAGCCUGUUUUGAGGAAAACUCGCCCUGUCAAAGCAAGCAUUUCACUUUGAGAAUUUUUCUCUUUUCCUGGAACUUUUGAGUGUUAAGGAGUUGUUUUCCACUGCUUGUUUGGUACUGUGGUUAGGUUUCCAUCCAGUUGGCAACAGAUUUUAAUGCAGAUAGUCAAAAUUCCGCACAGAAACAAUAUAUGCAUUUUUCCCACCAGACGUGCUUUCAUCAAACUGACUUUUUAGCGGAUAAAAUGUUGUAUGACAGUGCACAUAACACUUUUGCGCUUAUGUUUUCAUGUACAGAAUAAAAUAGAAGUUUUAAUGUGUUUCCAUAGCAUUUUAGAAAUAGCCUACUUGCCCAACCUGGUUUUUGGCCCAUUCGCUAUAGACUACAGUGUGCUGAUAAAGUGUACAGGGUAGGUUAUACACUGAGUGUACAAAACAUUAAGAAGCUCUUCCCAUGACAGACUGACCAGGUGAAUCUAUGAUCUCUUAUUGAUGUCACUUGUUAAAUCCACUUCAAUCAGUGUAGACGAAGGGGAGGAGACCGGUUAAAGAAGGAUUUUUAAGCCUUGAGACAUGAAUUGUGUAUAUGGGCCAUUCAGAGGGGAAUGGACAAGACAACUGAACAGGGUAUGGUAGUAGGUGCCAGGCGCACCGGUUUGUGUCAAGAACUGCAACGCUGCUGGGUUUUCCAUGCUCAACAGUUUCCCAUGUGUAUCAAGAAUGGUCCACCAGCCAACUUGACACAACUGUGGGAAGCAUUGGAGUCAACAUGGGCCAGCAUCCCUGUGGAAUGCUUUCAACACCGUGUAGAGUCCAUGCCCUGACGAAUUGAGGCUGUUCUGAGGGCAAAAGGGGGUGCAACUCAAUAUUAGCAAAUUGCUCUUAAUGUUUGCUAUACUCGGUGUAUGAUGAGAUAUGGAUAAAGGCAGCCAAUCACUGUUCAUGUCACCCGCAUCAUUCAAAUGAUGGCCUAACCUCAAUAUUUUUGCAUGAAAAUUUGCAUGAAGCUUAUCACUGUGGCGUGCAUUUAACCACCAGUUAUUGAAACAACAACAAAGCAGCCACCCCGGCUGCGUUUUGGUGAGAAACUGAGGGAAGGGGCUGGAGAAAUAUCACCACUCAAAUUCAUAGACUGAGCUAUGGAUGCAAGCAGUGACCAUCCAUGAUAACAACAUUAUAGUUUGAACCAUGUUUUGAAGCUGUAGUGUUGUUGUUUUUUUACCAAUACUUUGAGUAAAACAAGCUCAUAUUUGGGGUUCUGAUGGGGUAUGACAGAACUAGGGUCAUUAGUAAGUUAUAUUCUUCAAGGUGUAAUGGGUAUUCAGUAUAUCAUUCAUUUAGAAGUCCAAAAAUGGAUGUAGCAACUAAGGAUUCCAGCAACAAAAAAAUCAAGAUGUUGAGUGAAAUUGUAUUCUCCUUUUCAUCUAUUCUAAAUUUGUUUGGCUCUGUGUACAGAUUGAUCCUCUUGUACCUUUGAUCAGAUAUAUUGCUGAAUAGACAAAUACUGUUAUUACUGGAAUAGAAUCUUCUAGAAAUUGAUUUCUCUGAGACCAGUGUUUUCAGAUCUAGAAUAAUAGAGCCCUCUUGUGGACACUUUGGAAUCUGACAUAAUGCAGGAUCUGUUAGUGUAAUUGGUAUGUAUAGUUGUGAACUCUAGAAUGUCUACAGUGAAGGCCAGGGAUAUUUCUGCUGAUGCAUGUCUUUCUGUGUGCCAAGUUGGCGACAGUCCAGUCAAGCCCUGGACGAGUUUUAAUAUGAAGGAAACUGAUGUCCUGCUGCAUAUGAUCAUAACACUGAGUCAUAACCUUGGCCUAUUGGCGAGACCAGUGUUCAGAUUAUCCUCAGUGACCCUGUAGCUAAGGGGCAUCUUAUACACAUUUUGACGUCACUCCUCUUCAGAAGCAUGAGAACACACAGAUGCUCUCACUCAUCUGGUGUACAGCAGCUCGGCCCAGUGGAGAGGGAACAGUAGGAAAUGGGUGGUGAACAGCAGAAUUACCCAGAACUCCCAGUUAUUCUUGGCUACCAGACAAGGGAGCUGAGACGAGGAACGAGAUGGCUGCCAUAUUGUUAACAUAUCACAAUCAAGCCUUCUGUGUCUUUUAGAAGAGUGGAGGAACCCGUCCCAAAUUUCUGUCCACUUUAUUUCAGUUGGAGCAGAGAAUUUGCACAUUUUCUUUAGACAUGUAGAUUUAGAAAUUGUUGAAAUGCUGUUGACGUUUCCCAGACUUGCCCUGACAGUUUCAUGCCACACUGCAGUAUUCCAGUCAUCUGAAAGAACAAUUUUCUUAUUCUUUAUCCGGCGUGAAAGUUUACCGUCUUUCUCACUCCUCUGCUCUCCUGUCUUGAUCUCGAGGUCUGGGAUGUAAUGCUAACUGUGCUGUUCCACAUUGACAUGCAUUUUCAGUAAACUGUGCAGUGAGUUAUUUACUCACUGAGAUUAAAUAGAAUUCAAAUUAUAUUUUUGUGUAAGCAUGCAUGCAGCAUUUUCCCAUGCAGAAUUUUCCUGUUGUGCAGAUUUGAUUGAAUGCAUCCCUAGGUUCCCUCGGUACAUACAGUAUCUGUUGAAGUGGGUCAGGCCCCUCCACGGACUGAUGUGGUGUAUUUCUAGAUCACCUAGUCCUUUCUGUUUGGCUCUACUGCUUUCCGUGUGAAAGGAGACCGAUUACCAGUAUGUGGCCUUGUAUUUAAAGUAGUGCUGGCUGUACAGUUUGCUCUGGUUGGAUUGACUUGUAGUUCCCUCUUCAGAAGUGCUUGACGGGGUGAACACAGAUGCCCUAUUCAUCAUCCAGCAGGCCUGUCCUCUGCCGUCCCUAGUCAAGACAAGAACCAACAUGCCACCCUCUGUCUUUGUGCUCUGUGCCAGCAGAUCAAAGUCGAGAGGGACAGGAUGCAGCUUUGACAGGAACCAGGCUUAUAUCUUUACUGUUUGGUUGUUGUCCUGGCGAGUGACGUAAACGAGUCCCUGCUGCUAGCGUACAUCAAGGAAUUUAUAUUUCUGCUACAGUACCUUUUUGUUCAUUUCAAAAUUGAAUCUGUCGCAGAUGACAUCAUGGUAAUGAUGGAUGGUUGUUUGCAACCGGUGGUCACAUCUGUCAAUCAGGACAGAUUUUCUGUUGAAGGACUGCUGUGUAUAAACAUAGUAGGCUGAUACAGGCAGUCAGGCAAACUUGCUCGUUACUGUCCCAGCCAUAUCCAUUCCUCCCCCUUACACUGUAAUGCUAAUUAGCAUAGUCAUUUGACAUACUGUUGCACAGCGUCAGUAUGGUGUGGCAUUGUUCGGGGGGGGGGGUGUGAUGAUGCAACGUGCAAUCUGACUCUGCAGGGUUCAAUCAGCGUCUCUCUGCCUGUUUAACUUUCCUCCUCUGGCUCCAGACCCCCAGUGUUUCAUAUGACAUCUUUACUAGACAGCUGCGCUGCCCAGUCGGCUUGUCCUGGAGUCGUCUGUCUCAACGAGCCUUUGUAGAGGCCAGGGUAAGUGAUCUAUUACCCUCGGUCUGUGAGCCCUGAGCUGAGCUAACUCAACCCUCUGGCCUUUUGGAAGGGAGUGGUGGAUCUACCUCCAUGAACCCACUCCCCUGUUCUCUGUCCAGGCCAAGAUGAAGGACAAUGGGACCAGGCCUCUCUGACCAGAUGGUUGCUCUGUAAAAAGAGUGAAGGUUAUAAAAGAUGAUUGUGAAACUGCAGGACAGCAAGCGCAUGAGUCCAUGGUCUGAAUAUGCAGGGGUAUAUGUACUGUAGUUUGUUUGGAUCAGAAACUCUAUCUCCAGACGCUCACUAGCUUGUUUUGGGCUGUUCAGCUAGGUUCCGCUGCUGCACAUUUCAUUAACCUGAGGUAGUCCGUGCCUGAUUCCACAUAUUCAAACCCUUUGGUACAAGGAGACGCUAAUCUGGAGUGAAAUGCAGAUUCUGUGAAAUGGAUGCUGCUGUUCAAAACAGUUUAAUACUUCCCUGAAAUGUUUCAUAUGGUGUUUUUAUUUUUUGAAGUACUUUGGAAUAUUUUGACCAAUAUUUGCUAAUGCAGGGCCAGCCAUUGUUCAGAAGCUUUCUGGGUAUGAGUGCUUCACCUCAAAUACGUCAAGUUAAAGAACCAGAUCGUGUUUAUAGACCAAGUCCAAGCAGACAGGGGAGAUCCCAGGCCAAGAAGCUGUGGGCAGAGAAUUAUCCCCAAAUUGCUCAUGUCUUUCUCUCUGCGGUCGGUGGAAACCUUCUCUGUUUAAACACUUUUAAAUGAACACUUUACCUAUUGUCUGCCACAGGAAAACAGGUAACACCUCUGCCUCCAACUGUGUAGUACUUCAUUCUGCGUCUCUUUUUGGAUGUAUUUUCAGUGAAAUUAUAUCGAUACUAAAAGAGAAAUAUUAACAUAGGUCUAGAAACAAACCGCAUCCAUAUUGAUAUCUGUUUUUAUAAAAUCUAUUUUGUCUGCCCGUCAUCCUCUAGACUUCAUGUGGACUCUGUAAUGGCUGGUUCUACCACAAGGAGGUGGUGUGGGACAUGUCUGACAUCUGUAAACCUUGGGUCUAUCAUGGAGGUUAGUCGGGACAACCCAGAAUGAGACGGAAUGGAAGACACACACAGACUCAGUUAUCUAAUUUCCAUCGCUUAGCACUCUGCCAAAGUCAUCUGUCGUCUCUAGUAGUGUUGUUCUGUUUAGUUUGGACAGUCCCUUACUGCCAAGUAAAACCCUAUAAUAGUAUAUUACACAGAAUGAGCCCGGCUAACAGUAUGUGAAUCAGUGGCACAUGUAACAGUAGUCGUGCCAAGUCUAACUGGGCAGCAGGAGCGGGUGCACUGUGAACACAUCCAACCGCUCUGUGGGACCAGUGUGUGAAACCAGCCACUCAAGUCCCCGGCCAACACCGAUAAAAUCCCAAACCAUCAGUGUUUCGCUCUAGACAAUUCUCCCUUUUGUUGUUCCACAGCAUUAAACAGUAAUAAUGACUAUAGUUUAUAUACUAGAUUGAUUUAUCAAGGAUGGUGGCCAAAUUGAACAUCCUAUAUAUUGCUAUAAUAAAUGUUCACUCGCGUUAGGCUGAGAUAUUAAGACCUCUUUACUUGUCUUUGUACUGGUGCAAGUAGGCCUAUGGACCCACCAAGAAGUAAACAUCUGACGUUUUUCUUUUUUACAUGGCAUCAAUUUGGUGUCUUUCAAUUAUAGGAUCAUUUGAAUUUUGAUUAUAGAAUGUUGAAUGAUUUGCAGGAAAUGCUCAAUAUUGUUUCAAUUUUCAGCUGAAUGUGAUAUAUGCAUUAAUGUAAUUCACAUUAUCAUUAAGAAUAAAGGACUGUUCAAUCAGA